AUGGCAGUUUACCGUUUUAUUGGCGCCAAACUUCCCUUGGCUGGACGCGCUACUACACAAAGUAGCGCCAUCCCAGCCUGGAGAAAAAGAAUCGAGGACCGUAUCGGAAAGGCAAGGGCCCUUAUCGGCAGUCUGACAAGCUUCAGGUCGGGUAAUAAUAGACCGAGGAUUGUGCGCACCGUUAGGAUGGCGUUUGCUGGGACAAAUAUCAGUUUGUCCCAGCCGGAUAUCACGCAGCAACUAACGGAGCGCAUAGACGACCUGAAGCAAAAGAUCGCUGCUUGGGGGAAGCGGAUUCGACGAUUUACCGAGAGGUCAAGGCGGUUCAACCAGAAUCGUCUCUUCCAGAGUGAUCAGAAGAGGCUCUAUAAAUCAUUGGAGCGACCAAAGGUAUGUGGAGCGGGCCAAGGAUCGGAUCAGGCUGACGUUAUCGCAUUUGAGGUGUGGUCAAAACCCGUAAACCACAGCGAGGGCCCUUGGAUGGAAGUUGUGGCGAGCCAGGGUGCGAGUGUUACGCCUAUGGACCCCAUCACCAUAACGCCGAAAGACGUGGCUUAG
Molecule: messenger RNA, 558 nt
Organism: Parnassius apollo (apollo)
Lineage: Eukaryota; Metazoa; Arthropoda; Insecta; Lepidoptera; Papilionidae
Source: the annotation of a GenBank genome assembly